CAACGACUAGUGAACGCGUCAAGUGAAUCAGUGUCUGAUCGUCUCGCCGCUCCCACUCGCAAAAGCUCGCGCUCACGCUCCCUGCCAUCGUCAGAAACAGCGGCGAAAGCCUCUUCGACUCGUUCGGCCUCAACAUGCAGAGCGACUUUCACAGAAUGAAGAAUUUUGCCAACCCCAAGUCUAUGUUCAAAAGCAGCAAUGUGACUGCUGGCAAUGAACAGGCCAAUGCUAGCGCUAACACAGUAGCGCCUGGUCGUCCGGAACCAACUCCAACCAGUGCUGUUGCCGCAGUUGCUGAUACCGAAGUUGCUUCCAACAAAGAGGAAGCAAAGGUUGUCGCCGAGCAACAGUCCGAUGAUGGAGCUGUGCGCACCGAGCAUUUGUUUAAACACCCGCUGCAGAAUACGUGGACCCUAUGGUAUUUGGAGAACGAUCGUACCAAAUCCUGGGAGGAUAUGCUAAACGAAAUUACCAGCUUUGAUACAGUCGAGGACUUCUGGAGUCUGUACAAUCAUAUUAAGCCACCAUCUGAAAUAAAACUGGGCAGCGAUUAUUCUUUAUUCAAGAAGGGCAUUCGCCCAAUGUGGGAGGAUGCUGCCAAUAAGCAGGGUGGUCGCUGGGUGAUCACACUGAACAAAAGCUCCAAGAACGAUUUGGACAACUUGUGGCUCGAUGUGCUGCUCUGUUUGAUUGGUGAGGCAUUCGAUCAUUCCGAUCAGAUCUGUGGCGCUGUUGUCAAUAUUCGCGCCAAAAGCAAUAAGAUAUCCAUAUGGACUGCAAAUGGCAACAAUGAGGAAGCCGCUCUAGAGAUAGGACACAAACUGCGUGACGCCCUGCGUCUGGGACGCCAAAAUUUGCUUCAAUACCAACUGCAUAAGGACACCAUGGUCAAACAGGGUUCGAGUGUCAAAUCGAUUUAUACUUUGUAAAAUUUCGAGCAAUGCUCUCUAAAUUUUGCAACAGUUUUUUUUAGCUCUUUUGCGUUGCCUUUAUUACUGGUCUAUAACCAAUCCAUUCAUAGCAACGUAAACAAACUGAUCCAAAAAAAGGAAAUAAACGAGAGACAUCCUCUUGUUAUCAGAAAGUGGAGCGUAUUAUUAGACGCGCCGCUUUUUUAGUCAUGGAAUUUGCGAAAAAUAAAG
Messenger RNA from Drosophila hydei, 1142 nucleotides. RefSeq names its product eukaryotic translation initiation factor 4E1 (gene eIF4E1). Gene Ontology annotation, cellular component: cytoplasm; eukaryotic translation initiation factor 4F complex. The record is from RefSeq and is a predicted model, not a curated record. The transcript has 5 exons. Gene Ontology annotation, biological process: translational initiation. NCBI's taxonomy places the organism in Eukaryota, Metazoa, Arthropoda, Insecta, Diptera, Drosophilidae. The coding region runs from base 135 to 929 and encodes 264 amino acids. Gene Ontology annotation, molecular function: RNA 7-methylguanosine cap binding; translation initiation factor activity.